This is a messenger RNA of Polypterus senegalus (gray bichir), 1729 nucleotides long. RefSeq names its product decapping mRNA 2 (gene dcp2). The transcript has 11 exons. The record is from RefSeq and is a predicted model, not a curated record. NCBI's taxonomy places the organism in Eukaryota, Metazoa, Chordata, Cladistia, Polypteriformes, Polypteridae. Gene Ontology annotation, molecular function: manganese ion binding; 5'-(N(7)-methylguanosine 5'-triphospho)-[mRNA] hydrolase activity; RNA binding. Bases 179 to 1462 code for a protein of 427 amino acids. Gene Ontology annotation, cellular component: P-body; cytoplasm. Gene Ontology annotation, biological process: deadenylation-dependent decapping of nuclear-transcribed mRNA; nuclear-transcribed mRNA catabolic process, nonsense-mediated decay.
GUCAAUCAAGGAUCUCCAUCCGCCUUAUGGUUUCGUAGUUACUUUCGCAGGGUCGCGCUGAUGAAUUCCUCAGUUUCGCACUUUAAUUGUUUUAAUAUAUUUAAAUUCACAUAGCUGCUGGAUUAUUUGCUUUUAACUACAAGUGGUUUUGGGAAUUCGGGAUGUUCUUAUCCUCGUCAUGGAGACUAAACGAGGGGAGAUUCCCAGCGAUGUAUUGGACGACCUUUGCAGUCGAUUCAUUCUGCAUAUCCCAAGUGAGGAAAGGGACAACGCCAUUCGAGUUUGUUUCCAGAUUGAGCUUGCCCAUUGGUUUUACCUGGAUUUCUGCUUGCAGAACUCACCAGGAUUACCUCAGUGUGGGAUAAGAGAUUUUGCCAAAGCUGUAUUUAACCACUGUCCAUUUUUACUGCCUCAAGGAGAAGAUGUUCAGACAGUUUUAGAGCAGUGGAAGGAGUACAAAAUGGGAGUUCCCACAUUUGGUGCAAUUAUUCUUGAUGAAACACUUGAGAAUGUUUUGCUUGUUCAGGGUUAUCUUGCCAAGUCUGGCUGGGGUUUUCCAAAAGGAAAAGUCAAUGAAGAUGAGGCUCCACAUGACUGUGCUGCACGAGAGGUCUUGGAGGAGACUGGUUUUGACAUUAAAGACCGUAUAUGCAAGGAUACUUACAUUGAAUUAAAGAUCAAUGAUCAGUUAGCUCGUUUAUAUAUAAUCCCAGGGGUUCCAAAGGAUACAAGAUUUAACCCUAAAACAAGAAGAGAAAUCAGGAAUAUAGAAUGGUUCUCAAUAGAAAAGCUUCCUUGUCAUCGGAAUGACAUGACUCCAAAAUCCAAACUUGGGCUUGCACCAAACAAGUUUUUCAUGGCAAUUCCUUUCAUUAGACCCUUAAGAGAGUGGAUAUCAAAGAACUAUGGAGAGUCCUCCGACAGUGAUAAUGGUCUGAAUUCCUUGAUCUGUACCCCAUCAAAACCUCACAUGGACAAAGUUCGAACAAGACCAAGGCAAAUCCAUGCAUUUACCAAUGGAUCUCCAGUAGACCUAUGGGGGAAACCAAAACACUCUCAAGUGAAAACGUUUCAUCAGACCAAUCAUGAGUCACCAUCUUUAAGACAUGUAACAGACAGGCUGAAUUUGUGCUUGGAUAAGAACCAGAGUCUACGAUGUAACAAUAAGAAACUGUUACAAGACUCUCCCAACCCAAAGAAAAGGGCAAAUGGUCUUACAAGUCAACAAGCUAAGCCUCAGCACUCAGUGAAAUCUGAGAAAAAAUUUCAGCCGAGAAAACUGCAGGACACUUUUGAAGAAGCAGCGUUAGAUGUUUGCAGCUCCAAUGAUGAACAGCUAUCAGACCAUGGUAAUGGAAAAUCCAACACCUGUAAUGGGGACUAUGAAGCCAUUCUUUCCUCCAAAUCUUUUCUGAGCUUCAAGUUUGACCAUGAUGCUAUAAUGAAAUGCUUUGACCUUUGACAUACUGAAUGGCAGACAACGAGAAAGAUUGUUGACACCAAGACUUUCUUUUGCAAAAAUGCAAGCCUUUGUCUCUCAGGUGUUUAAUGAUACGCAGGGAUAACUCAAGAAUAAUAGUUGGAAGACACCGUUCUGCCGGAAGAGCGUUGGACAACUCUGAUGCAUUAGCACUGUAAAUGCAAUUCAACUUUAUGUAUGUAAUACCUUUUCAGUAUUUGUAGUUUUUGUUUGGUUCCUCAUGCUUCCAGUAAACAAUACCACAGGCUA